Messenger RNA from Lingula anatina, 554 nucleotides. RefSeq lists its product as uncharacterized. The record is from RefSeq and is a predicted model, not a curated record. NCBI's taxonomy places the organism in Eukaryota, Metazoa, Brachiopoda, Lingulata, Lingulida, Lingulidae.
UAUGGCAGCUAUCAGACAUACGGCGGCCACGGGGGCGGAUACGGCUCUAGCCACAACACCGGAUACGGGUCUAGCCACAACACCGGAUACGGCGGUGGACAUUCUACAGGAUACGGCCGUAGCAACAGCGGAUACGGACAUCGCAACACCGGAUACGGGUAUGGCAACACCGGAUACGGGCAUGGUAACAGCGGAUACGGUCGUGUCAACACCGGAUACGGCGGAAGUCACGGUAGCGGAUACGGCGGCGGGCACAACGCCGGAUACAGCUCACACAACAGUGGCGACGGAUAUGGCAACAACGACUAUGGAUAUGUUGAUCCUUGUUAUGGCAAAUACGACGGCGACUACGAACUCUCAGGGUCCUGGACUGGACUAUUUUACGGCGCGGAUCCACGCUGCUUCUUCGUGAAGUGUUCCAAUGGGAUCAGCUGGCUUAGCGCGUGCGCAAAGGGUACAACCAAUGAUGAGCAUGGCGCCGGAUUCUGUUACUAUCAGGAUCAUUACGGGAUCUGCGGGUAUCCGUAUCCCAACAAGCAACAUUCUGGCAAUGC